CCUUUAUAAUUCAGUACCUCAGUGAUCAAAAUGGCGUUACUGUGGUCGGUGGUGUCGGUCGGUUUCUCGCUGCUAUUGACGCCGUUUUUGAUGUUUCUACUGGCGGUGCUAUUUUUGGCAUCGAUUGGAAAGUCACUAGGUGUCAGGAGACUUUACGUUAAAUUGUUACUGGCAAUUUUCGAGUUUGGAAGACAAAAUAUUGAGAAAGUCAGAAAAAGCAAUAGAAAUUGGGAACCUGAUGAAAGUGAGGAUGAAAGCGGAACCUCAGAAGAUACUGGCAACGACACAACGUCUGCUAAUCUUCCCAGAAAUUACAAAAAAUACAAUGCGGCGGAGAAGAAAAAGAAUGGAGUACUUGGAAAUUCGGUGAUUGCCAGAUCGAAAGACCUGAUUAUGGUUCCAGAACCAGAAAUGAAUAACAAAAAUCACAUCAAUCACGUCAAUCACAGUCAUUCUUAUCGAAAUACGCUGGAAGUAAAUGGUAACAAAGAGAGUAGUUUACCUAGAGAAGACUCAUUCGAGAUGUUGAAACGAGAAUUUGACACAUCGACCUGUUUGGAUUAUAUCAAGGCCGGGGUCGAGGCCAUUAUUGAAGAUGAAGUAACUUCCAGGUUCGAGGCCGAAGAACUUAAGGUGAAUUGGAAUCUCUUAACAAGAACCAAUAGACACUACGAGUUCAUAUCUUGGAAGUUGACAGUCAUAUGGAUGUUUGGCUUCCUGAUGCGAUACUGCUUCCUUCUCCCUUUAAGGAUACUCAUCUGUUUCAUUGGGGCAGUGUGGCUGGUAGCUACGACAUUUCUUGUUGGCUUUAUGCCAGACGGAGCAAUAAAACGUUGGCUAAGUGAACACGCUUCCUUGAUAGCGUUCAGAAUUUUUGUACGUUCUGUAUCCGGCGUUAUAACCGUACACAAUCCAGAGUAUAUGCCGCAAGGAGGAGGAGUAUGCGUUGCAAAUCACACGUCAACAAUAGAUGUUGGAAUAUUGUCUGCUCAGACUACAUUUUCGUUGGUGAUGUGGCUGACGGCGUGUACAGCAGUUGUGGGAUAUGUGCCAGAAGGUAGAUUCAAAAGAUGGCUGAACCAUAGAGUAUCGAUAAUGUGCUUCAGCGUACUAUCCAGUGCGCUUUCCUCAGUUAUCCACUACCACAACACUGAGAACCGGCCACUGAGGGGUAUUUGUGUCGCCAAUCACACAUCACCUAUUGACGUGCUUGUUCUCAUGCGCGAUAACUCUUAUUCCUUGAUAGGUCAACGACACGGCGGGUUUUUAGGGAUUCUUCAACGUGCCCUUGCUCGAGCUUCGCCUCAUAUUUGGUUUGAAAGAUCAGAAGUUAAGGACAGAGAAGCUGUCACAAAAAGGUUAAAGAAGCAUGUCUCAGAUCCUACGAAUCCACCGAUAUUGAUAUUUCCCGAAGGAACCUGUAUUAAUAACACUUCUGUAAUGCAGUUCAAAAAAGGCAGCUUUGAAGUAGGAGGUGUAAUAUACCCUGUUGCCAUAAAGUACGAUCCAAAGUUUGGUGAUGCUUUUUGGAACAGUAGCAAAUAUUCAAUGAUCCAGUAUUUAUACAUGAUGAUGAGUAGCUGGGCGAUAGUCUGUGAUGUUUGGUACUUGCCACCCAUGUACAGACAAGAUGGAGAGAGUGCAAUUGACUUUGCUAACAGAGUCAAGGCUGUAAUCGCCAGGCAGGGCGGACUUGUCGAUCUCCAGUGGGACGGUCAGCUGAAAAGAAUAAAGCCAAAGAAAGCAUGGAGGGAAAAGCAGCAAGAAGAAUUUAGUAAACGAAUAAAAUUUGAAUAAGUAUUUAAAGAAGAAAAAAACGAAAAAAAAAUCUUUAAUUCUAGCACAAAAUGAGCGAGAUUGGGCCAUCCGAUCUUAGGAUAUAAUAUUGAUUGGAAAUUGGAAACGUUUUCAAAAAUGCAGAAAAUUUCAUUUGUGCAAAAUCUGUCUAUUUUCACGCAGCUUUUGCUGUGAAAUGGAAAAAAUAAGAAUCCUUUCUUAUUCAAGUCAUUUGACUCGGUGCACUCACAUUUCUUUGUUCCAUCAAUAUCAUCUGAUGUACGACCAGCAAAUUCUAACUUUCAUGUCUUAUUUUCUCAGAUGUAGAAUUUCGUCAAUAUAAUUGAAUGUAUAGGGAAACAUGUAUUACAUUGUGCACAUAUUUAUACUGCAACACAAGGCUCUGACAAUUUUUCGUCAUCACUAACUAACAAGAUUUUGUCAACUGAAAUAACUAUUUGUGAAUACUGUCUCGAUUUUCGUUUCUUUAGGAAACAAACGCGAAUUGAGUGUCAUUAUUUCUUCGUUGUCAAUAAUCAAUACAUUUGUUGGAAACUAACUCGCUACAAGCACAAAACAGUGGUGUGAAAUAUUGUUUUAGUGGGGACAGAAAAAAUAAGUAGGAAAAGAACAUUGUCAUCACACACUAACUACCACUAAAAAAAAGGCAGUUGUCUUAAACAAAUUUUCUAUAAAUAUGUCAAUAUUUCAUCAAUUUUAGUUCUUGGUAUAAUUAUAUUAAGAAUACUUGCGAGGCAACAAAGGGGAUUUGCGGGCGAAUGGUUAGUGUAAUUUAUGUACAAUAGAACAUUAAUAAAUUAAUGUUUUAUUAGAUGUACGUACUGUAGGUUGUGUGAAAAUUUAUAUAAUAUGCGUGUGCGUGUGCGUGUUGUGUAGGAAAAAUUCCGAAUAGUGGGUUUUAUUCUUUUUUCUUUUGUCAUACUACUAGAAAAUUGACAUCUAUACAAAAGAAAAAAAGAAAGUUAUGUUAAAAUCCUCAAACCCGUAACACAAUGGAAAAAAAAUAAUCGGUUUAUAAUUGGGAAAUAACAAUUAUUCUUCAAUUACGGGGUAAAUGGAAAACCGGAAAAAAUUGAAUCACUGUUGAUCAAAAAAUAAUUCUCAUUUUCCAUUCCUGUUCCAAUGUUUGGUUAUUUUUUUAAAAUUUUGUAAUGGGCAUAAUAGGUACCUUAAGUAAGCACUAAAAAAUUACCUAAUAUUUUCAAAACUAGAUUGGAUUUAUAGUGUUCAAAAAAAAAAAAACUAAGUUAAAAUUUGAAAUUAUUUAUUAAAUUAUCAACGAAGUACGAUGGCAGCCGGUUGUGAAGA
Molecule: messenger RNA, 3105 nt
Organism: Neodiprion fabricii
Lineage: Eukaryota; Metazoa; Arthropoda; Insecta; Hymenoptera; Diprionidae
Gene: Gpat4
Product: glycerol-3-phosphate acyltransferase 4
Exons: 10
Coding region: 31-1797 (588 amino acids)
Biological process (GO): triglyceride biosynthetic process
Cellular component (GO): endoplasmic reticulum
Molecular function (GO): glycerol-3-phosphate O-acyltransferase activity
Source: RefSeq, a predicted model, not a curated record